Lytechinus pictus (painted urchin) is the source of this 1817-nucleotide messenger RNA. RefSeq lists its product as uncharacterized. Gene Ontology annotation, biological process: positive regulation of transcription by RNA polymerase II. Lineage: Eukaryota; Metazoa; Echinodermata; Echinoidea; Temnopleuroida; Toxopneustidae. Gene Ontology annotation, molecular function: zinc ion binding; DNA binding; DNA 5-methylcytosine dioxygenase activity. The record is from RefSeq and is a predicted model, not a curated record. The transcript has 2 exons. Gene Ontology annotation, cellular component: nucleus. Bases 39 to 1721 code for a protein of 560 amino acids.
AUUUGGUAUCCGCAUUAUAUUUUCCUUUGUUCUACAGAAUGUUGAAAGCUGGUGACUCCUUCCUUCAAAUGGCGUCUGGGAACCUUGUGGAAGCCCUCAUCAGACGUACACUCCUGGAAGACAGCAUACCAGGAAGUCAUGACCCUUCACCCCGGGUCGAUGAGGGGUCAAAGGUCAAAAGCAAGAAGCGACCUCGAGACGGUGACGGCAAUGGGGGUCAGAAGGGAGCUAAGGUAGGAAAGACACGAGCUGAUGGAGGAAAGACGAGCGGUAAGAAGAACUCGGAUCCACACAGUUCGAAAAAGGACAAAGGACCAGACAGUAAAAAAACAAAACAAAGUGAGAGGAUUGAAAUCGAGGGCGAGAAAAAAGAUGGAAUUGGUUCUGACCGUAACCAAGGUCAAGCAAAAGAAUCAGCAGAAGGUUCAGAUAAAGAUAAUGCUCGACCGACUGAAGGAGAAACGAAAUCGGAAUGCUUGCAGAAUGGAGAAAAGGCACUUCUUAGUGCCAAGAAAGUGAUUAUGGAAAAUAAUAAUGAGGAUAUGCUUUCGAAGAAACCUGAUAGUCAUCCAAAAGAAGAUAUCGAUCUUGUAGCAAAGGGCAGCACAAUUGCAGAUAUUUCUGUUUCGGAUGGCACUUAUAAAGCAGCUGAUAAAGAUAUUAAUGUACCAUUGAAGGACCAUCUUUCAAAAGACACUCAGAAUGAACGUACUAGCAAAGUGACAGAUACUAUUCCUGGUCAGCCAAAAGAACUACCAAAACCAUUAGAUCAGGUGAAAUCAAUUAGAUCGCAUACAAUAGGUGGGUUGACCAUUGCAAGUAUGAUAGAAAAGACAUUAGACGCAGGAAUAAUAUCUUCUCUCCGCGGUGAAAGGUUCAAGGACAUUGCACUGCCAAAGUCCAAGGGGAAGGACAAAGUUAGUCGGGAUAAGGACGAUGGGUGUGCCAUGAAAAUUGUUAACCAGAAAAAAGACGGCAAUUCUGAACCGUCUUUUGUAUCAUCAUCAGUCCCGUCAUCGAGUCCUCUGGGCGUCACUCCAGCUGUUGGAAAUAAGUACAGCGUUGAGCGUAUCUUGGCCGCACCAACACGAUCAGACAACCCUAAGAAAGACCUUCUCCUUAAAGGUAUUAUUCCUGCCACAAGAAAUGUUGAAGGUCAACGUACUUUUGAUCCUAAGAUCAUGACGUCCUCCUCUCGUAAGCUGAUGGCACCAUUCUCAAUUGACAUACCGAAUGUUUCAAAUGAGGCGCUCCCAAGUUCUUCAGUGACGUCAUCAGGCAACUCCACAGGGAAUACCCCUUCCGGGUCGGACAACUGUAUGGUUUCCCCUGAUGGUAGCGAAGGAUCUAUGUCAGGCAACCAUAGCGGAGCGAGCGACAACGGGGCUACUAGCCCAUCCUUGGGAGAUGGUAGCUCGUCCAAUCAGCAGAAUAAGAAGAAGAAGAGGAAGCGAUGUGGUGUUUGUAAGCCUUGUCUAACCAAACAGAACUGUGGCGAGUGCUCAAGCUGUAAGAACAGAAGAACAGGACAUCAGAUCUGUAAACAGCGGAAAUGCGUGGAGUUGAGAAAGAAAGCCUUGGCGGGCACUGGAGCUGGCCAGCAGCCUACUGGUCUGGUAGAUGUAGGGGCAGCUGUAGGGUCACCCAGGAUGAAGGGCGUACGGCCCCCAUCGUUAGCAACGGUAAGUUACUUUGCUUCCUCCAGUACGCAAAGGAAUUAAACCAUCCGAGGAUGUUUCCAGCUCCGGGAAUGAAUGCAGUGUAAAUUUGAGUGCUUGUCUGUAAAUAAAGGAACUUUACUUUGGCCUACUUGAACC